Molecule: messenger RNA, 1149 nt
Organism: Calypte anna (Anna's hummingbird)
Lineage: Eukaryota; Metazoa; Chordata; Aves; Apodiformes; Trochilidae
Gene: RPRML
Product: reprimo like
Exons: 1
Coding region: 88-417 (109 amino acids)
Source: RefSeq, a predicted model, not a curated record
GAAGGUGGGAUGUGAUAAAGUGGGCUAAAAAAACCCCAGCAAGCUUUUUCUUGGCUUUUUGCCUUCCCUGGAGCUUUGGGCUGGACCAUGAACGGCUCUUUUUUCAACCUCCCGGAGGAGGGAGCUGAACCCAACAGGACCCAGGGCUUGGGGAUGCUCCUGGCUUGUUGCAACGGGACCAGCUCGGGGCUGGCACCUGGAAGUGGCUCCUCCGUCCUGGAGCUGGAGGAGAGGAAUUUAUACAUCACCCGGGUGGUACAGAUCGCUGUCCUCUGUGUCCUCUCCUUGACUGUGAUGUUUGGCAUCUUCUUUUUGGGCUGCAACUUGCUGAUCAAGUCGGAAAGCAUGAUUAAUUUUCUGGUGAAGGACAGGAGACCUUCCAAGGAUGGGGGAGCAACAAUCAUGGGACUUUACUGAAGCUUUUGGAGGCAAGUGAAGUGGCCUGAGCUGCAGAUCCCACAGCUGAGAGGAUGUGGGGGGAAGUGGAAAAGAGUUGGGGGGGUUCUUUUGAGGUGGCCCUGAAAAAUCCAAGCUGCCCUCUCAGCCCAGAAACUCUGUGGUGGUGACUGGGGGAAUGGCCCCAGACUUGUGUGAAGCCCAAGGAAUGUCCAGAGUUGUGUUGCAUGCUGAAAUGGUUGAAGUUUUGCAUGAAACUUGGAGAAAUAGUGAUAAUGUGGAGGUCUGGGCUCUUUUUUUUUUUUGCUGUUACCUUGGAUACUGCUCCCUGGGAUUUAGGACUAAAAAAAAACAUGGAAAAAAAAAAGGAAAAAAGGGGAAAAAAAGGUAAAUAACUCAUUACAAAGAGAAAAAAAAAAAUAACUCAGUCAAAAGAGAUAACAAGCAAGCAAACAAGAAAAAAAAAAAAAAGAAAAAACAUGGAUUACAUCUUUGACCAUAGGGCAGGGGAAGUGCCUUGUGGGUCACACAACCAAAAGCUGCAUGCUAGAAAAUCUUUUGGUCUGUUUGUAUUUCAGCCCUCCAGCAUCUUCUGGUAGAGUUUUGUAAUGAGGAAAGCAUGUUCUUCCCUUUUCUUUUUGAAAUUGCUGAGCUAUCCUGCUAAAUAACCUGCUCCUUUCACACUCUGUUGAACCCAGAGAUCUCUAAAACCCCUCACUCCAAGCCCAGAAUAAAAGCAUGUUUGGGUUUUGU